CCUGACGGUGGAGCACGAGCGCCCAGGGCCCUGGGAGAUGUUAGGCCCCGAAGCAGCGGCCAGCAGCGUGUCAAGGCUGCGUGGCUUUCUGGCUGCACUGCUGCUGACUGGCAGCGGGUUCCCGUUGUUGGGCACCCCGAAGCCACGAGCGGCCGGGACUGGCAGCGAGCCCAGGAGGGCGAGGAGCCCGGCUGACUCUGCACUGGGGCUGCACCAUCACCAGCGGCACCAGAGACACGUUGCUAGAAACAACUGUGCACCUGACGACCCCUUGUACUCGCCAAAGCGCUGCUGCCAGAAGUGCCCGGCAGGGAAGUUUAUGACAGCUCCCUGCACGAGCCGUGGCAACGACACGGCCUGCAAGAGCUGCCCGCCCGGCACCUACCUCUCCUUCCAGAACCUCGAGCGGGAAUGUCGAAAGUGCUCCGAGUGCCAAGCGCAAGCUUCCCAGCUCGUGCUGAAGAACUGCACCGAGACGAGCGACAUCGAGUGCGGCUGUGGGGCUGGCCACUUCAUGCAGUGCACGGACCCUGCCUGCAGAGACUUCACCUGCCAGGAAUGUCGCCGGUGCAAGGGCAGGGCCACCCUGAAGAACUGGCUUUCUGGCUGCACUGCUGCUGACUGGCAGCGGGUUCCCGUUGUUGGGCACCCCGAAGCCACGAGCGGCCGGGACCGGCAGCGAGCCCAGGAGGGCGAGGAGCCCGGCUGA
Terrapene triunguis (Three-toed box turtle) is the source of this 709-nucleotide messenger RNA. RefSeq names its product tumor necrosis factor receptor superfamily member 1A-like. Gene Ontology annotation, cellular component: plasma membrane. The record is from RefSeq and is a predicted model, not a curated record. The transcript has 5 exons. NCBI's taxonomy places the organism in Eukaryota, Metazoa, Chordata, Testudines, Emydidae. Bases 38 to 709 code for a protein of 223 amino acids. Gene Ontology annotation, molecular function: protein binding.